AAAUGAAAAGUUGUUCUAUGUAGAGAGGAAAGCAAGGUGAUAGAGAUCAAAUUCAGCAAAUUAUGAAGUUUUUUAGUUUAUUUCUUUUAAUCAGGGUUUGCUUGUGCUCACUAUUUGACGGUGAGCCCCUGAAAGGAGCAAGUUUAAAACCAAACCAAACAAAGGAGUUUUUUAGCAGAAAAAGAUCUUUAUCACAAUCAGAGCCAUUGCACUUAGUUUUUCAGGAAGUGUCGGAACUUGGAAGAGAAGAUCAAAACAGUCCGGUUCGUAAGCCAACGUUUCCAAAACGAAGCCGGUUCAACGUAGAAUCAUUUCAGCCGGUUGAAGAAAUAGAAAACGAUCUAUUCAAGCAGGAAACGCAACUAAAAACUGAUGAAAUUCUGGAGAAAAUUCGCAAAUUCUCAAAAGAUGGUGCAAACAGAGUUAUCCAUGGAAAUACUGGAAAACAAAAUGUGACGUUACAGCACGUGAUCGAGGUCAAAUCAGACUUGUUACAAGAACAAAAUACUCAGCAGCUGUCAAAUGUUCUCUUCAAAG
This is a messenger RNA of Eurytemora carolleeae, 537 nucleotides long. RefSeq lists its product as uncharacterized. Lineage: Eukaryota; Metazoa; Arthropoda; Copepoda; Calanoida; Temoridae. The record is from RefSeq and is a predicted model, not a curated record.